Messenger RNA from Limulus polyphemus (Atlantic horseshoe crab), 1606 nucleotides. Its product is annotated as zinc finger CCHC domain-containing protein 2-like. The record is from RefSeq and is a predicted model, not a curated record. Bases 79 to 1596 code for a protein of 505 amino acids. Gene Ontology annotation, molecular function: phosphatidylinositol binding. NCBI's taxonomy places the organism in Eukaryota, Metazoa, Arthropoda, Merostomata, Xiphosura, Limulidae. The transcript is spliced from 10 exons.
ACUUACUACAGUUCCUGAUUUGUUUAAAUAUAUUACAAUAUAUACAUAUAUAUAUAUUAGCAGAGUUAGUAAUGAACCAUGGUGUGCAAAGAAGAAAUAUAUGCCUGGUUUAAACAUUUAAAUGGUUCGAGUAGAAUAGAAAUAAUUUGUAAUCUACUUAACAUGUGCUUGCCUUUAGAGUUAAGGUUUUUUGGUACCUGCUUGGAAGACCUGGGAAGAAAAGACUUCGGUGUUUUCAGAGAUGUUGAGCCGAAAGCGAAUAAUAUAAAAGAUAUAUCGGACAUUACAAGUAAUAGUAUCAUUCUGUUAAGUGACAGAAUAGGAAGAAGUAAACUUAUAGUGUUUUUAGCACUUCUUAAUUCAUCCAAUCGUGUUGGUGCAAAUGUGCUUUAUAACGUUUUGACUAAUUGUUUAGAAAAUGAGGAAAUAGAAAUUUGUUUGGUUGAUAACAAAGCAGCCAGUGAAAUUCUUUUGUUGUUUACUAUGGCAUUCCAUCAUCCUGCUUUUACAUUUGAACAGAAAUCACGAUUAGCUGAACGUCUUGAAAGUAUUGAAAAAUUUUGUUCAUCGGCCUUUCUUAACGAUAAGCCUUUAACUUCAAGUUCAACUUCAAAUAAGCAAUCCAUAUACCAGCUUGCCAAUCCCUCAAGCCAGAUGUGUAGUCUACCUUACAGUAUGCCCGUAGUGCACACGGCCAUGCCCAUUAUGGCAUUUUCCCCAACCCUUCAGCUCAGUUCCCUGCUUCCUGGUGUUCCUCUUACUGUUUCGGCAAGUGUAACAAAUACCAGCACCUGUCCAUUGCAGUCUACACAUUUGGAUAACCUAGGACAUUCACUACGUAAAAUUGAAAAUGUUCAAUUGAAAACUAUGCACCAGAACGGAUUAUGUACUAUAGAGGUGACUUGGAGUAAUGGUCAGUGUACAGAAGUAGUUAAGACUGUUCAAGAUAUCUACAACUUUCAUCAAAUGCUAGCUGAACAAUUAAAUGAAGACAAUUUAAUUCCUAAAGAAGACAUAAAUAUUCCUAAACUUCCAGAUUUUUACUCAAGUGACCACGGCCAACCAAACAGCAUGACAGUUGAUAUGGGUUUGGAAAUGGCACAUUACCUAAGACAAUUGGUUGAAAGUUCUGUCAUGACCUCUGAGCUGGUGGCAUCCUUCUUUCAACAUCAUAGUGUUGAUGAACAGAGUGAUGGAGACCACAAGGUGAAGACUGUUUUGGUCUAUGGCCACACUUCUUAUGUUAACAAAACAGAACAAAGCCAUUUUUCAGAAACCUCUGAUCCUCAGCAGCCAUUCAACACUACUGUAAGUGCUUCAUCUGCAGCAGUUUCCUAUUCAUCUACUGCAUCUUCUCCUAUUCAUUCAGCUUGUAACUCAAACAGUGGCUCUCCCCAGAUCCACCGGAGAGGAAGUGAAGACAUGUUAACACUGGAGCAGCUUUUGAAGAAGGAAAAUCUAAGGAAGUAUUGGGAAAAACUGCAAUCCUCUGGGUUGGAUGAGAUUCAGAACAUGAGUGUUGAAGAAUUGAAAAGUAAAGGCUUAACACUUACAGCAGCACGCAGAUUGAGGAAACUUUUAGAUGCUGCAAAGUGAAACAAGACAA